Messenger RNA from Ricinus communis (castor bean), 1802 nucleotides. RefSeq names its product NPL4-like protein 1. The record is from RefSeq and is a predicted model, not a curated record. Lineage: Eukaryota; Viridiplantae; Streptophyta; Magnoliopsida; Malpighiales; Euphorbiaceae. Gene Ontology annotation, cellular component: nucleus. Gene Ontology annotation, biological process: ubiquitin-dependent protein catabolic process. Gene Ontology annotation, molecular function: ubiquitin protein ligase binding; ubiquitin binding. The transcript has 2 exons. The coding region runs from base 290 to 1519 and encodes 409 amino acids.
UGUGCCAGACAGUGUCUGCUGAGUUCUAGACUUCCAAUGGAACCAGGAAUCUGAUACAUGCAACGGUACCGUUUUCCACAUCAUUCAGGAAUUAUAUUUUCCUCUUCCUUGUCUGCUUCACCAUCUUCCUCAUCAAGCAAACUCAAAACCCCACUCUGCACUCCAAGUACCCCAAAUCUUUUCAAUUCCCUCUAUAAAUACCGUUAAAAAUCCCUCCAAAUUCCCCAAUCUCGAACACCUAUACUCACAAUUCCUAUUCUCAUUCUCAUUCUCAAUCUCCACCACCAAGAUGAUGAUCAGAAUUCGCAGCAGGGACGGCCUAGAGCGCGUCUCAGUCGAAAACCCAAACAUUACAGUUUCCCAACUCAAAACUCUAAUUCAGAACCAACUCAAUAUCCCAAUCCAAAACCAAACACUUUCCACCAAUCAAAACCUCCUCUUAGCCAAAUCACCCUCCGAUGUUCUUAAAUUCACUGACAUGUCAAACCCUAACACUCCUCUCUCUUCUCUCAACAUCACUCACGGCUCCAUUCUUUUCUUAACCUACGACGGCGAGAGAACCAUCGCCGGACCCGCAGUUAAUCCAGCUGGAUCGUUCGGUCGAAAGAUGACCAUGGAUGACCUAAUUGCUAAACAGAUGAGAAUUACGCGGCAAGAAAAUCCACAUUGUGAAUCGGUGUCGUUCGAUCGAGAUUGUGCUAAUGCUUUUCAACAGUAUGUUAAUGAAACACUUGUUUUUGCUGUUAAAAGAGGUGGCUUUAUGUAUGGAACAGUAUCCGAUGAUGGUAAAGUUGAGGUUCAUUAUAUUUACGAGCCCCCGCAGCAAGGAACAGAGGAGAAUUUAAUGCUUUUGAGGGAUCCAGAAGAGGAGAAAUUAGUGGAUGCGAUUGCAGUAGGGUUAGGGAUGAGAAGGGUAGGGUUUAUAUUUACUCAGACCAUUACACAGGAUAAAAAAGAUUACACCUUGUCGAACCGGGAGGUUUUGCAGGCCGCCGAACUUCAUGCUGAGAGUGAAUUGAAGGAGUGGGUUACCGCCAUUGUCAAGCUCGAAGUGAACGAGGAUGGUGGCGCUGAUGUGCAUUUUGAGGCUUUUCAAAUGAGUGAUAUGUGUAUUAGAUUGUUUAAGGAGGAUUGGUUUGAGAAAGAGAUCGCUGAGGAUUCGGAUCCUAAGUUGUCUAAAAUGAAGAAGGAUGUUGUUGUUGGCGGAAAAGAUGUUAGGGAGGUUGAUAAUGAUUUUUUCUUGGUUGUGGUUAAGAUUUUGGAUCACUUGGGUCCUCUUUCAUCAUCCUUCCCCAUAGAGAACAGAAUCAAUCAAGUGACAAAGAGGGCACUGAAGAGUCAUCUGGACCGAUUGAAAAAUCUAUCAUUCGUGAAAAGAAUUUCUGAUUUUCAUCUGCUGCUCUUUCUGGGAAGGUUUUUAGAUGUCUCUGAUGUUCCUGCGUUGGCAGAGUGCGUUCUAACCCAGACAGCAGUACCGGAAGGGUACCAGCUGAUCAUUGAAUCAGUGGCCAAUUCAUGAUGAUCACUGCUGUUGUUGGACAUGCAGAACUGGUUCCUCGGGGAGAUUCAAAUUUGCUGCUGUGCGUUUGCUGAAAUGGGCCCUGGAGCAAAAUCUGUGUUAUGAUUUCUGGUGGCAAAAAAGGGCCCUCCGAGUCCCAGCAACUUAAGUUACACAAUGUUCAUAUGUACUUCUAGUUUACUUGUCUAUUUAAAUUCAGUGUUUCCAUAUCUGAUGGUUUUAUUUCAUAUCUGUUAUUCUGCUGAAUGUUUUAGUAAUUGAGCACACCACAUUAGUUGUCUCA